This is a messenger RNA of Geodia barretti, 1429 nucleotides long. The record is from the annotation of a GenBank genome assembly. NCBI's taxonomy places the organism in Eukaryota, Metazoa, Porifera, Demospongiae, Tetractinellida, Geodiidae.
GUAUAUAUAAUGUUUGUCUCUCACGGUGUAUAUAUAAUGUUUGUCUCUCUCACGGUGUAUAUAUAACGUGUGUCUCUCUCACGGUGUAUAUAUAAUGUUUGUCUCUCUCCCGGUGUAUAUAUAAUGCUGCAGUUCUGUCAACCAUUGACAAGGGCAGUUUCCUAGACAUGCUGAAAGGAAGAAAGUCUGAGGAGAUGAAGUGGCCAGUUCUGAAGGAAGACUUCAUGAUGAAGGCAAAGAUGAGGGACUGGGGGAAAGAAGAGGAGGUGGAGGGAGAGGGAGAGAAGGACAGCAGCUCUGAAUCUGAAACUGACUAGUAAUCUAGUUCUCCUUCCCUUGAUUACGCUUAAUUGGGAUUUACGCAUGCGCAAUUAAACGUAAUUAGCGGUGUUAGCCUUUUCCUGACUCAUCUUCUGUGGAAUUUAAGACAGCCUGGUAAAGAUGUCGGCUACCAACAGCUCAGCUAGCGGAAGUACCGGUGGAGACGAGCUCGAAUCCCUCGACUCUACCUCUCCCCUAUCUCCGUCUUCCUCUCACCUUCCCGAUGGCCGGUUCCAUAGGAGACGACGUGCCGCCGCCUUUUCUUACUCCCGUGUCAGAGAUGCACGACCGGCGGCGUGUUCCUCUCGCCUUCCCGACGGCUGGUACAUCUUUGAUCUGCCGUCAGGGGAGUUGUCUGAUGACUAUGAUGAUGAACUGCAGCAAUUCAAGAAAUCUGCCGUCAGAGGAGUUGUCUGAUGACUAUGAUGAUGAACUGGAGCAAUUCAAAAAGAUCUGUUUUGCAGCACCUGCUGUGAACCGCAAGAGAAUUGCUGUCUCACUUGACAUGAACGAUCUCAUGGCCAAAAUGAAAUUGACAUUACAUCAUCAUUACAUCAUUCUUGUACAAAAAAACAGUGACACACACAAUGUCUCUAACUGUUUUGAGAGUUGAAAUGUUGUGUAUUAUGAGAUAAUGGACACAAAAAGUGCAUGAAACUAUACAACAACACAUUCUUUAACUAUAUCUCCAUCCACUAUGAUGAUCUUGUCAGGUGAUGUACUGGCUACUAAACACAUGCUCCUACCAAUAGUCAUAGAGCCAAUCUCCACCCACUGUCCAUCCAGUAGCUGGUGAAUGGAGUUGACUGGUGACACACCUCGACUGCCACCAAUGACUACUAGCUGUCCACAGAGAGUGGCAGCUGUUGAGUUUCUCACUGGUAGAGGAGGCAGAGGUUUCCAGGAUAGGGUGAGAGGUGAUGUGAUUGGUUGAUCACUGGAUGGUAGGGCUGCAAGAGAACACGAGUAGCGAUUAGCAUCACGUCCUAUCACAUUCAACUGAUCGCCACAUAUUGUGGCUGAAGGGUAGCGGAGAGGUUGUGGUAAGUCUGUUAGUUGGUACCAUCUUCUGCUCUUCACUUGAAAUAGUUCGACUGUAGCAGUCCAA